Messenger RNA from Paramacrobiotus metropolitanus, 4373 nucleotides. Its product is annotated as zinc finger protein 436-like. NCBI's taxonomy places the organism in Eukaryota, Metazoa, Tardigrada, Eutardigrada, Parachela, Macrobiotidae. The coding region runs from base 2793 to 4373 and encodes 526 amino acids. Gene Ontology annotation, cellular component: nucleus. Gene Ontology annotation, biological process: regulation of transcription by RNA polymerase II. The transcript has 11 exons. Gene Ontology annotation, molecular function: DNA-binding transcription factor activity, RNA polymerase II-specific; RNA polymerase II transcription regulatory region sequence-specific DNA binding. The record is from RefSeq and is a predicted model, not a curated record.
ACCGCCCCAGUCGUCGUUCAACUCGCAAAGCGCCACAGGGAAACAAGGGAAAGAGAAUGGAUGACACAGAGCAGCUUCGUUAACGCGUGGCUCAGAUGUUUCAAAAUGGGCGGACUAAGGAUAUUGUGAAAUUUCUUUCCUCCGAAGAAACCAUAGCGGAGAUGAAUGAUGAAACCGUAGCUGCAUUAAGAGAUAAGCAUCCCCAGCGGUCGAUCGAUGAGAUUUUUCCCACUCUUGCCCCAGUGCCACCAGCAGUACCGCGUGUUUCUCCUACUGAGUUACUGGACGCCGUUUUUAAUAUGCCUGCUGGCUCUGCGGGAGGGUUCACGGGAAUGAAGCCGCAGCACUUAAAAGACUUGUUGAAUCGCCGGGACGAUGUGGAAAGUGAGCUGUGUCUGGCGAUGACGAGUCUAAUGGACAUUGUACUCAAUGGCAAAGUUCCAACUGAAGUGCGACCAUUUUUGUUUGGUGCUAAUUUAAUCCCUUUAAAAAAACCUACGGGAGGAAUCCGCCCCAUCGCAGUUGGCGGAGAAAUGCCGGUUUUACCGAUCGAAAGUUGCCGAUCGACGCCAGCGAUUGAACCUGUCGAUGAUAAACGGCCAGUCAACGCGGCAGAUACAGUGAUGGAGAGAAUGAACCGUUUAAAAAUCGAAAGCCCACCUUCGGUUGCGGACAAGUGGAGUUUGUCUGGUGUGCGGGAAACGAGCGCGGAAUAUGGCCGACCAUCUGGAGACGAUGCACACCGAUGAGGAUAUUCAAGCUCUGGAUGAUGUAUGCUUCUUCUGCCAAAGGAAGUUUGAAAGUCGGUCGCUGUUGCUUCAGCACCUCAGAAUAGUUCAUAACGAAACGUCUGUCGUGCCCGAUAAAGCCAGUCAAGCGGCCGCUAUGGAUUUUAUGUGCCAGACCGGAUUUCUCAACUACCGUUGUUCCAUAUGUCCAGGCGUGUUUCCGAACGAAACGCUCCUGAAUAAGCAUAGCUUUGAGCAUAAUCCGGACCACCGGAAUCAACAUCAACGCAAAUGCUCAGAAUGCCCGUUUGCGGCGAGGAGUUUUGCCGACCUGCUCAAGCAAUCGCAGCACGCUUUGUGGCACAGCAGCAUGGCACACACGCAACAGCAUCCGUGUCGGCCAUCUGUGUCCGUGUCCGAAAUUUUUUUAUCAUCAUUGCCGGGACACAGCAAAUUAUUGAUCCCUCUCGGUCGACGCCUCAGGGCGGCUGUCUUGGUUCAAAGCCAAUUUUGUAUCCUUCUCCGGAUGGCAGUUUGGAGCUAUUUGAGUCAGCAGCUGGAUUCGUAAUUAAGUAUUUUCGGAUGACACCGCACGACUACGUACUGCGUAGGCCGUAGCUAUCGGAUCGCCUGUGUUUUUGGAUCUGUUUCAGUGUUUAGAGAUUUCAGACACCAUGAAAAUGUUCAAACCAACAUAAGCGAAAACAACUGACGAUUAAGAUGAUUUUACGACAUUCGAGAACCUAGCAAAUACAGAGACCGACAGAAAAAACUACAAACAAGCAGCCAGAAUCCACAGGUGCCACACCAACGAGCUCGCUGGUUAAGGGCCAAACGCAGAGCGUUGUAAGGGCAAGCCCCCAGAUUGCUUCGGGCGUAACAACAGAAAAAUCCGACCGCAAACAUCCGCGCUUCCUCCAUCCGUAUCCAGAGCCUGGGAGAUCCACGUUCGUUCCACGAUACCCCAACGACAUGAACAAUGAAAUGAAACGAUCCAACGCGCAGUGAGAGUUCCAGAAGUCAACAAGGCUCCACAGCACAGAUCCACGUUCUUCGGGCGCAUUUACCAUAAAAGCAGGAUUUAGGGGUUUACCGAUUGCCGCGCUGACGAGAUCACUGGUUAAAAGGGCCAAACGCGAAGCGUUAUAAGGGCAAGCCCCCAGAUCACUCGAAGCACAACAUUCAGACGCCCCAGAAUGUCCCCUCACAGCGCAUGCAGUCGCUCCCGCAGCACAGGCUCCAGCGUCCUGACGACUCCAUUAGAUAGGCAAGAAUGGGUUCCGACGUAUGACUCGAGCAGUAUGAAGGUAAGUAAGGAAUAAUGAGAGGAAUAAAAGUCACGAAAAGAUGCUGCGAGAACCGAAGGCAGUUCGUACACUGGAGAGUGUAUCUGUAGUUCCUAUGAACAACUUGUCCCUGCCAAUCUGGUUCGAACCAGAAAUGGCAGGGCUCACUAUUUAUCCACAAAAAUUCCCAAGAAGAAAUCGAAAAACACAAAAGGGUUACUCUAGACGAAGUUGUCUAGAGAAGACUUUAAAAGAACUCCUUAUGGCGACCCGGCAUAUAUCUACGUUAGAGAUUUUGAAUCUGAUAAAUUGUUCCGAAGCUUGGGACAACGGUUCGGAAUUCGUUAAGUUGUUUUAUUUGCAUUGUAACCUGUCUUGACUCGAUAAAAUUCACAUUGUCUGACGUUAUCGACUGUCUGGAAUUCUCAUCAAUGCAUUCUUCGCAGCGCUGCGAACCCUUGGAGCAAAUUUUUUGCAAGCAGUGUCAGAAAUGGACAGAUCUUCCCUGUUUUCCCCAUGCCAGACGCGUUCGAGACGCACCUGUGUUCCCGUAUUCCGUGGCCAGUCUCCCGCAGAUUUUGUAUUUCGAUGUACCUCAGCAUGGCCAGGCUGAUAAAGCCGUUUACGCCAGAGAAACCAUUCCGCCCCUGACAGUUUUCGGGCCAUUAAUCGGCGUGCUAAGUGCAAAGGAACCGGUGAAUGCUGCAUUUGCCUGCGGAAAUGCAUCCAACAGGGACUGCGUUAUUUCCAGCUGGAGUCGGAUCAGACGUCCAACUGGAUGAAAUUCGUCCGAUUUGCAGAAUCUCCGGCAAAGCAGAAUUUAGCUGCAUACGAAGUGCCAGAAGCGUCUUUACCGCUGUCAGCUCCGAAUGCGGUCUCCCCUACGCAAACGCACGUGAUAUUCGUUACGACGAAACAAAUUCCGCCGGGCGCGGAACUGAAGGUGGCCUACUCCCUGACUUAUUCCCGAGCGAUCGGUUGUCCCGUUUGGCAAAAUGCUCCACAGACCGACUGGGAGAUAGUGGAUGAUAAUCAUAUCGCUCUCAGUGAUAGUCCAGAUUCUUCGUCCAUUUUCUUCCUACUCGUGGGACCACACCUUCAGCCCAGUUUAGUGCAGUGCACUGCGACGGGCGCAAGUGACGAACCGCAUCCGGAUUCGGUGCGGAACGUUAAGAAACGACGUCGAAGACAUGGUGACUAUAGACCGCGGUCUGCAUCUGUGGAGAACGGUGUUCUCGUCACAGAUAAAGAGAACCAUACCGGUCCGGCGUUCAUGAACUCAGAUGUCAGUGCGCAAAAGCGCAUAAAGCGAUCUGACGAAUCCAUGGAUAUGCCCAAUUUCUUGCCGCCUGAUGAUGAUCCCGUUGAGAAUUUGCCAGAGGAUGCGCCAGGUGUUAUUUGUGGACUGUCGGACGAACUUUCGGACGUUGCAUUUGGACCGGAAGUUAGCUUGGAGUGUGGUUAUGAGAGCAACCAUGGAAUAGAGGAAGAAAAGUGCGAACUGAAAGCGCUAAGUGACAACUAUGGAGCGAGCCAGGACACCGAAGCUGCAUUACAACAAUGUCCCGUUAAUAUGUCCGACACAUUGAUGGAGAGAAUGGACAGUUUAAAAUCCAAAGCCCAUCUUGGAUUGCACAAAACCGGAGUGUGUUUGGUCUGCGGCGAACGAGUGGAGAAUCUGCCUGACCAUCUGGAUACGAAGCACACCGAUGAAGACAUUCAAGCUGUGGAUGAUGCAUGUUUCAUCUGUUACCGGAAGUUCAAAAACCGCUCGACAGUGAGCCACCAUUUCAAGCUUGUUCACCGCGCAGCGGCGAUCGUGCCCGAUGCAGCCAGUCAAGCGGCCGCUCUGGAAUUUAUGUGCCGAACGGGAUUUUUAAAUUACCGCUGCUCCGAAUGCCGAGUCGUGUUUCCCAGUAAGAAGCUUCUGGAUGUGCACAGCUUUGAGCAUAAUUCAGACCACACUAAUCAGCAGCAGCGCCGCUGCUCCGAAUGCCCGUUUCUGGCGACUAGUUUCGCCGCUCUCGUCGAUCACACUUCGCAGCAUGCUCUGCCGGCAAAACUCAAACAUUAUCCGUGCUUACUCUGCGGUGUCGCUGCACGGACCGGGGCACGCAUAUAUAUGUACAGAAACCAUCCUGAAGCGAUGAAGCUGAUCACGGAAGCAUGGGCGUUCCAGUGUCCGGAAUGCCGGGAGAAAUUCGCCGAGAAUUUCGAUCUGAACUCGCACGUGUGGGCGGCUCACAAAGGUUGGCAGUGUGUGUACUGCGGAUACCGUGGACCCCGGGGGUGGUUGGCUUUCGACGAACACAUCACAACGCAUCAGAUGGACAAUUUUGUUUCCUUGCCUGGUUUGUGA